Messenger RNA from Gambusia affinis (western mosquitofish), 4025 nucleotides. It is a transcript of the gene klhl5, whose product is annotated as kelch-like family member 5. NCBI's taxonomy places the organism in Eukaryota, Metazoa, Chordata, Actinopteri, Cyprinodontiformes, Poeciliidae. Gene Ontology annotation, molecular function: protein binding. The record is from RefSeq and is a predicted model, not a curated record. Bases 464 to 2824 code for a protein of 786 amino acids. The transcript has 13 exons.
CUCCUCCGGUAUGGAAAUGAAUGAAAAUGGGAAUAUAAAUGAAGGCAAAUGUGUUUACAGAAUUUAUUAAACAACUCAUUCUCUAAAUGUGUUUAUCCAAUCCACCCUUAGCUUUUGUUGAUUCCAUAUUCUACACCAAAAUAUGUGCCUUAAAUCCGAGGUGAACUUUUGUCAGUUAUUCACCAAAACUAUCAGAAAAAGGUUGAGAUAUGGAGAGGAAAUACAUACUGAGAACUUUUGAACUCUGUAAUUGUGAGAUGGAAUUGUGGAGGAACCUCCGAGUAGAGCUCCGUCGCUCUCUCUCCUCUGUCUGCUCUUUACACUCCACUCUCAGCUCGCUCCCUUCAGUCGCGGUUAACGGGCGUGCGGUUGCCAAGAGAGACGCGCGUCAAGAGCAGCGUGCAGCUUUUACGGUAAAGCGGCACGGGAUCGUCCCCGCCAUUUCCUCGAGCUGAGCCCUGGAAUGUCGAACAGUGGCUCGGGCUCUUCCUCGCGGAAGGAGUUCGAUGUGAAACAGAUCCUCCGGAUCCGAUGGAGGUGGUUCGGUCACCCCGCGGUUCCUCCGCCUCCCUCCCCGCCACUCGGAGACUACUUCAGCGCGAGGAGAACCGGAGGCAGCGCAGCGGACGGUCCCUCUAUUAGCGGCUGCAGCAACUUAAAUUCAUCUGGCGUUAACCCGAGCGUGGGUUGUCACAGCGGGCUGGUGGCCAGUGGGAGCGCAGGGUCUAACCUGUGUAACGGCAGCGGUAGAAAGUUUGCUGAUCCAGCGGGGAGUCGGGGAGGUCCGGCUGGAGCUUCUGGAGCCACGGGGAACUCCUGUACCCGCUCCCUCAGCCAGCCAGAGUGCAGAAGCUCCGCCGCGGCGCUCUCCUGGAUUUCCCCACCGCCUCGUCGCCGCGCUCGUCCUGUGACAAACAUGGAGCCCCCCGGCGAGGCCCCGUUGCCCCAGCUGGUAGUUGAGGCUUCGGCUCCUGCUGGGGUUGAAAAUGAGGUGGAGCCGGCGGCGGCUUCGGCGGGAGCGGCGGGGACCGAAGAGAACAACCACCCGGAAACUGACUCCAGCUCCUGCAGGACGUCUAACAGCAGCGCAACCCUCUCCUCGUGCGUGUCUAUAGAGCCAUGCACCUGUCCAGAGGAGUCGAUGUUUACCGCUUUGUCGCAUGCUGAUGUCACCUUCCGCAAGAUGGAGGGCUACCUGAGGACGAGGCAGCUGUGUGAUGUCAUUCUGGUGGCUGGAGACCGACGGAUACCUGCACACAGACUCGUUCUCUCAUCUGUGUCUGACUACUUUGCGGCCAUGUUCACCAGCGAUGUGCGAGAGGCCAAGCAGGAAGAAGUGAAGAUGGAAGGGGUGGACCCUGAGGCAUUGUGGGUCCUGGUUCAAUACGCAUACACAGGCCGUCUCGAGCUGAAGGAGGACACCAUCGAGUCUUUGCUGUCGGCCUCCUGCCUGCUGCAGUUGUCAUCUGUGGUCCAAGCUUGCUGCUCCUUCCUUGUCAAGCAGCUCCACCCCUCUAAUUGUCUCGGCAUCCGUUCCUACGCCGACGCCCAGGGCUGCCAUGACCUGCAGAGAGCCGCUCACGCCUACACCAUGGAGCACAUUCUGGAGGUUGUUGGAGCCCAGGAGUUUCUUGUCCUUCCAGUGGAAGAGAUGGAAAGGCUGCUGACCUCUGACGACAUCAACGUGCCAGAUGAGGAAACUGUGGUGACCUCUUUGCUGAGUUGGGUCAGUCACGAUCCUGCCACUCGGCAGCGCCACCUACCAUCACUUCUGGCUCACGUCAGACUGCCGCUGCUGCAGCCACAGUUCUUGGCUGACCUGGAGUCCAACCCUCUCCUCCGUGACAGCGUGGAAUGUCAGCGUCUUCUGAUGGAGGGGAUGAAGUAUCACCUGCUGCCACAGCGCCGGCCCCUGCUGCAGAGCCCUCGCACGCGGCCCCGGAAGGCCACGGUCGGGGCCAUGUUUGCUGUGGGUGGUAUGGACGCCUCAAAAGGUGCCACAAGUAUCGAGCAGUACUGCCUGCGUCGGGACACGUGGAGACAGGUUGCCACCAUGAGCGGACGGAGACUGCAGUUCGGUGUCGCUGUCCUUGACGGCCGUCUCUACGUGGUCGGAGGCCGAGACGGACUCAAGACCCUUAACACCGUGGAGUGCUACAAUCCACAUAGCAAAACCUGGAGCGUCAUGCCUCCCAUGUCCACACACAGACACGGCCUAGGUGUGGCUGUUCUAGAGGGACCCAUGUACGCAGUGGGAGGCCAUGACGGCUGGAGCUACCUCAGUACAGUGGAAAGGUGGGACCCUCAAGCUCGCCAGUGGAGUUUUGUUGCUAGCAUGGCUACACCCAGAAGCACAGUGGGAGUGGCUGUUCUCAAUGGAAAGCUGUAUGCUGUUGGAGGUCGUGACGGCUCAUCCUGCCUGCGAUCAGUGGAGUGCUUUGACCCUCACACAAACAGGUGGACUAGCUGUGCUCCAAUGGCUAAAAGGCGUGGAGGUGUGGGAGUGGCCACGUGGCACGGUUUCCUGUACGCCAUCGGAGGUCACGAUGCUCCGGCCUCAUCCUUGGCGUCUCGCUUAAGUGACUGUGUGGAGAGAUACGACCCUCAGACUGAUGUUUGGACCACAGUGGCCCCCAUGAGCAUCAGCAGGGAUGCUGUUGGUGUUUGUCUCCUCGGCGACCGUCUCUAUGCUGUGGGGGGUUAUGACGGCCAGGUGUACCUCAAUACUGUCGAAGCCUAUGACCCUCAGACCAAUGAGUGGACCCAGGUUGCCUCUCUGUGCCUGGGCAGGGCAGGUGCCUGUGUGGUGGCCGUCCGACUGUGACAACAGAAACACAAGAUGACAGACUAUCUGCACACAAUGUGGCUCACAGGCUGAACUCACUGGAUCUGCUGACGCUGAAGAGACUCUGAGUGCAGCAGCUCCCCUCAGUGAGAAGAGACAGUGGUUUCUGAUCUCUCUUCAGGUUUUACUCAGUUUCAUCGUAAAGCUCACCAAUCAGUCCAUUUUUAGAGAUAGAUUAGGGCAGGUUGGGUUUCAGACAAAUGAUAAUUAUCUGAAAGAUACAGAGCAAGUGUCUUGUGGGUUAAACUCUUCCCCUGCCCCUCCAGUCUUCAUAUGUUUGAUAUAAAUCUGCACAACUGCUUUCUGCUUUUGUUUCUGCUUACAAAGACAGUGAGACCAUCAGGACUGCCUCUCAGCUUUCCCUACAAAAUCUGAUCGUAUGCACUGGUGCUAUUUUUAAUAAGCAACCUGUUCUUUUUAUGCUGCGGUUGGCAAAUAUACUGCUACUCCGGUUUGCCCUGCUGACAGAUGAAAGUGAGAGUUUGACGUAAUCAGCACAACCUCAUAAACAGCUAUUCUGUUAGAGACUGUGAGCCACUUCAUUAGUUUCAUUUGGAAUCCACUGAGUUAAAUCGGAUGUUUCUUAAUGUUUGGCACGUUGCAUCAGCUCUGAUUUUCAUGCUUUUGGUGGAUUUUCUUUUAGCAAGUUGCCUGAGAACGCUUCCCUGUCUUCACUUUUUCAUUUAUUUUUACCAUCAUGUUUUCGUUUUUAUGCUCAUUGAGCACUGUUAACAGCCCAGCCUUUAUCCCUACUGGGAAAAUUGGUUUUUCACUUUCCCCAUAGCACAAGACCAGAUAUUUACAGCCUAAGUUCUUAAACAAGGUCAAUUGAGCUCUUCAUUUUGCAAGCCAAGAUGUUUUUUUGUUUGUUUGUUUUGUUUUUUGUCAUCAGCAGUCUGUGUGUGUCUGCUGGUGUUCUGUGUGUACAGUUUGCAGCGAGUGUUUUUUUAUUUUUAUCUGAAAUGAGAAUCUUUUCCCCUUUCCUCGCCUCUCCUUCCACAUCCUCAAUUCCCUGCAGUUCACUGCUGCACAGACACACAGAGAUGCUUGCACCAUUUUGCUUCGCACCAGUCCCAGAUACCCAGGCAGGAGGAAACGGCAGACCUCGUAAUGAGGCCAAAAAUUUAAUAACGUUGACUUCUUUUUUUUUUCUUUUUUUUUUCGUUCUGCUCCAGAUAAA